AUGACAAAUCCUUACAGAUGGACAAUUGUUAGAAGAUUCCUGAAAUCAAGACCCCAAAUUGAUACGAUUAGGUCAAAAUUUGACGAGAAAUUCGCGAUGAAGGGCACUGUCAAAAUUGGGGUUUUUGAUAAUUUCAACAUCUUUCUGACCUUCAACAACGAAGCAGACUUCAAUGGCAUACUAUAUAAGAGAGUGAUUGAGAUUGAAGGUUUUCAAAUCUGGUUGCAAAAAUGGACUCCUAACUUCAAGCCUGAGGAGGAUUUACCGAUUGUGCCAGUGUGGGUACUGUUACCAGGUUUUCCUUUUCAUAUGCACACAUGGAAUUAUACUAAACAAAUUGUUGCUGCAGUAGGUAUGCCUAUCGAAAUUGAUAUGGCUACUAAAACGAUGAAUAGACCUAGUAUGGCUAAGAUCCGAGUUGAAAUUGAUUUAAUGAAGCCUUUAAUUCAUAAUAUCUGGAUUGGUACUGAGGAUGACAAUGAACCUCUUAAAGGUUACACUCAAAAAAUUGAAUAUGAAAAUAUUCCUAAGUAUUGUAAGCAUUAUAAGAAAUUAGGACACAAUCUGAUGGAAUGUCGUGUGUUAGAAAGGAAAAAAGAAAAUGAAAAGAAAAAAGUGGAAAUGAUGAAACAACACACCAAUCCAAAAAAGGAUGUGCCUAAAACAGAUGGAAAAGAAAAUGUUCCAAAUGGGAAAUAUGAGGUACAGAGCAGAGGAAGAGAUCAAAGACCCCUUCCAGACUUGUUCAGGAAUAGACCAAGGGGUAGAAGUGAGCCUCCUAAGGUUUUUAAGCCUACAUGUGCUGUUUUUGGGAUUGAUAAGCCUAUGCCAAUAUCUGGAAAAAAACAGAAUGAAAAGAAUGCUGAGAAUGAUAAGAAUGUUGAUCAUAAACUGGUUGAGAUGGAGCAAAAGAACCAAGAUGACUCUAAUCAUGAAGAGACAAAUGAACAGCCUGGUCAGAAUAAGGAGAGUCUACACAAAGAAAUAGAAUCUCAAGGAAUUCCAAAAGAGAAGGUUGACAAUCUUGAUAACACUGGGAAAGAUCAGCAAGAAGAUCAACCUAUGAGGCAGACUGUUAUGAUCAAUAAUCCAAAUGAACUCACGGUUGAUUUGCUCGAAGGUAAAUGGCAGGAAUUUGGGAGCAAGAAAUCGAAAGCAGAUUAG
Messenger RNA from Lycium barbarum (goji berry), 1164 nucleotides. RefSeq lists its product as uncharacterized. The record is from RefSeq and is a predicted model, not a curated record. The coding region runs from base 1 to 1164 and encodes 387 amino acids. The transcript has a single exon. NCBI's taxonomy places the organism in Eukaryota, Viridiplantae, Streptophyta, Magnoliopsida, Solanales, Solanaceae.